GUCUCUCAUUCUGUCAGGAUUUGUAUACGUUCUUUCCUUUUCAUCAGCCACACACGCUUGGCUCCCCACUUCCUACGCCUCUCCUACUGGCUUGUCCUUGACCCAUUCUAACUUGAAUACGCUUCACCCUCUUCAUCCUCUCUCAAUAUGGCUGCCACCAUGGCCCAGCCUGCUGCCCUCUCUCCCCCUCGCCAGGGCAUCCUACUCAACCCUUCCCCGACUGCCUCUCCAUACACUCCCCCAGUAUCUCUCCCCGGCACUCCACAGCCUUCAUACUCUUCACUCUCCUCCUCCUCCGCCUCUUCCCAGUCACACUCGGACUCUGACAACUACUUCCUCACUUCCACCACCACCACCAACCACUCAGCAUCCGUCCCCGGUACACCUAACCACCGCUCAUCGUUCCCUUUGAGCGGUAGUGGGUCCUUUACUCCUCCCAAUGGUCGCUCAAAACCGAGGCAAGGCUCUACACCCACCGCGACCCGUCCUCUCCGAAUUCGGUUCGCUCCCCUACCAGAUCCCCGUCGUGACGAUGUCACCACUGACAACGGCCUCGAACUCCCUUUCGACAAGUCUGAACAACUGUCCUCCACCCUCCAAGCGCAGCCUACCGCCGUCUCGAGCUCGCGUGCGAUCGAUGCUGCGGGGAGUGUGGCUGCUGCGACCACUACGUCCUCUGGCUCGUUUGCCAAUGCUCCCAAUGGGGUUGCGUUGAUCAGGUCAAGUCCGCCCGGUAGUAAACCUUCAUCAAUCUCUGGCCAUGAUACGCUUGGAAGCGCUUCCUCAUCAGGGCUUAACAUUGCAGUUCCUAAUGGCUCAAGCACGAUUGACAAGGAGGGUGCUUGUGUUGAACGCUCUUCGGACGAAUGGACUGUCGUCCCCCCUCAAGCCGUUCCUCCAAAAGUCCCCUCUGACCCGUCGACUCCCAGGAUGGGCGAGUCACCCCCUGGUGGUGAGCGCGAGUGUCACCACUCAUCGGGCAAGAGCAAAUGGACAAAGAAUAUCCUUAAACCACUCUUCGGCGGAUCUCGCAAGCAUUCGUCUUCCAACGCUUCUCAUACAGACGAUGAUCGUAUAUCUGGUGUCAAUGGUCUAUUAGGAGAAGAUAGUGAAGACGAUCGAUGUCUCUCGCGCACUAAUUCUCGGAGCUCUACGAAGAAGAAACGACAUGAUCGACCGGGAUCGUCUAAAGGCUCAGAAAAGCCGCCUGGUGUCCCACUCACCCGAGUCAACACACGGAACGAAUCUACCUCCUCAUACGGUGUCCCUCUCGGUCGAUCUCAAUCAGACACUCUCGCCCUCAAACGAUUCUCCUCCUCAUCCUCCCACACAACGAAAACCAAACGCAAGCUCUCUACUUCGGCUCUCUUAUUCUCAUCGCCAACGUCUACUUCGCUUUUCUCGUCGAAAUCAAAGGACACGCCGUUGAGUCGAAGUCAGAGCUUGAAUACAGAGUUGGGUGGAGGGUUGGCGACUGGUGGAGCGAAUGUCAAGAUGGGUCCGGGAGGUGUUAGGAGGGGGCAAUUGAGGAUGCUCAAUGGUCGUGUUUAUGGUGCAAGGAGAGUCGAUCCAUUCGCUAACGUUCGGGAUGAGGAACCUGAGUUUGUCGAGUGGGGGUAUGGAGGGAUGGGUUCUGUGAAUAGUACAAGUCAAGGCGUCGGCGCUGGCAUAUGGGCGAGAGUCCAAGCAGGCGCAGGCGUCUCGAUAGGUGCACACGAUGAGUCAUCCUGGGGAGCUUCCUCUGCUCGUUCCCGCUCUUCUUCCGCAAAUACACCUACAGGUAGUGGGGAGAGUACGCAGAGUGGGUAUGUGGCUAGUGGGGGGAGUGGACGCGGCGGGGAGGAAGAUGAUGAUGGGAGUGGGAUGGCGUGGGUUAAGAGGAGGAGGGAGAUGAGGGAGAAGGAGAAGAAGGCGAAGGAGGAGAAGGAAGCACAGGAGGCGAAGGAAAGGGCUGAGAGGGAGAAGACUUUGGAGAGUGAACAGAUGGGGAGGCAGGAAGAGGCUGGGGAGAAGAUGUUUGGGGAUGAACUUGAUCUUUCUCCUUCUCCUGCUCCUGCUCUGACUGUUCCACCGACGACGACCACCACCACGACCACCACUGCUGCUGUGACCACCGAGGAACCAGAACAUAUCACGACGGCUAUCAACUUACCCGCUCCUCGUCACCUAAAUCACCAUCACUCCCAUUCCCAUUCCCAUCCCCUCCCUCUACAUUACAACCACCCCUCUCACCAUCACCACGCCCACACCGCUCAACACAAACGUACCGUCUCCUCAUCGUCUGUUCAUUCUCAUCAUUCCCAUAUCAGUCAUAGGACGAUCAUAGCCGUACCUGCACCGGAACGGAGGGGAAGUGCUGAUACUGCGCGUGGGGUGCCUUUUUCGCCCGUUUCCCCAGGGAUUGGGAUUGGGAGUGGGAGUUCGGGGUUGGCGUCGCCUGCGUCAACGGUGACGCCUACUGGGAAUGGGACUACUAGUACGGCGACGUUGACUAUGUCCCCGCUACCGUCGUCGACUAUAAAUCCCAUUGAAGGGAGUGAAGUGGGGGUGUUUGGCACGAUGGAGGGUGAAGAUGAGGAUGUUGAGGUUCUGGGGAACGACGAGGACGAGAACGCUGGCGUUGGUCGCGGUAUUGGUAGGAAGGGGGCGGAGGUUGAGGUUACUUUGAGCUCGAGUGUCUCGAGUAGUCUUUCUUCAGGGGAGACAUUGGGCGAGGGUGAGGGUGAGGAGGGGAGUAGCAGUGUGCCGUUGAAUUCGAGCGUGACCGAAGAUGAAGAUGGCGAUGGGGAUACGUUUGGGGAGGGUGAGGGUGAGGAUGAGGAAGAUGAGGAUGUUGGUGAUGAGGACCAGAAUCGAAAGACAGUAGCAGGCGCCGGAGUUGAGAAGAUUAGCAGGCAUAAGGAGAAGACACCUGUGCCUGCUAACGCUGCGAGUUGAAGGCCGAUCAUGAUCAUCCUCAUCUCGUAUCGAUGACGUCUACUGUGGAAUAGGUGGUCACUCACCAAACCAAACCGAUCAACCCAAAAGGGAUCCUCGAAGCUUUCGUUCUAACCCGUGUGGUAUAAGAGGGAUUCAAGCAGCCCGCUGUAUCUCCACCUCCGCAGUUUUCGAGCUCUCGUACUUGCUCCGAUUGCAAGAAUGAUUUCUCAGGCUGAACAGAGUGCUUCAUCUUUAUCCCACCCACAUCCACGGACGACGUUUUCGCUUUCCCCCACUUUCUUCGGGUCUUUCUUAUCUCCAUUUCUUUUCGACAUCACAUCCUCCCUCUACUCCCAAGAUUCGCACCGAUAUAACACGAGGUCCCCUCCGCUGGAGUUGUCGACGCUCGCCCAUCAUCCACACCACAUUUUGUUUAUUCGUUCUUCCUAUUCGUCUCGUAUCUCGUCUUCUCUGUCCAAACAUCCCGCACUCCCAUAGAUGUCGUCCUCAAGAAUCUCGUCGCCGUCAUCCUCCACAAUUGUAUAUCAUACUCAAGCCUCAUCGAUGCUUCCUUCGUAAUUUCUUUCGCUGUGCAUAUUUCCAUCUUUCCUUGUUCGCGCCUCUCACAGUUCUCGUCCAAAAGCUCUCCGUCAGAUUCCCAGAUGCUCCACAUUGCGUCACCCCGGUCCCGCUUAUCCACUGUACAAUCCCGCCCGUAAUCGACUCUCCGCACUUUUUCGUCGACUCUCGGUCGCUCGUCUUACCACGGAAACCUCCUCCGUUGCUCCAUCUAUCGUUAUCGAGUCCAUAUAUAACGCCUAUGUAUAUGCCAUGCCGUGCCAUGCCAUACAUGCAUGGAUCCAUACGUACAUCCAUACAUCGUCCUCGCUAUCGUCUGUUAGUUUAUCGGUUUCCUAUCAUCAAGGUUCAUUCCUAUAAUCAAGUUAUGCAACAUAUACUAUCAUC
Messenger RNA from Somion occarium, 3885 nucleotides. Lineage: Eukaryota; Fungi; Basidiomycota; Agaricomycetes; Polyporales; Cerrenaceae. The record is from the annotation of a GenBank genome assembly.